AUGGCUGCCAAGCUCGUCCGCUCGUCGAGCCUCCUCCUCCUCGCCAUGGCGUUGUGGACGUCGUCAUGCGUGCUUCUGCCGGCGGCCAUGGCUGAUCACACCGUGCAGCCGGCGUCAGUGUCGUCGGCGCAGCUGAGCAUAGGCCCGACCACCACCGCCACGCUGCCAGCUGCAUCGUCGCCGUCAUCCGCCGCCGCAGGAGCAGCGGCGCUCCAACCGGGGACACCUGCAGCGGCGGCGUCUGAAACCGCAACAGCCGCCGCCGGCGCCACGACUCCAAAGAAGUUCCCGCUGCCGGGCGCCGGGGCCGGCGCCGGCGGCGAGCCGUACCUGCCGACACCGCAUGGCGGCGGCGAGCCGUACCUGCCUGCGGUGGAGGUGGCGGGGGCGCUGCCAGUGCCGACGCCCGACGAGCUGCCUAGCGGGGCCAGCCUCGGGUUCGGCAGCAACGGGGGCCUCGGCUUCGGCGGCCCCGGCGACGAGUGCUGCGGCGGCGGAGGAUACGGCUGGUUCGGCGGGCCUGGCGGGUUUGGACCCGGAACGUAUGGAUACAGUGGGCCCCUCUACUGGGGGGCGGCGGCGGCGGCGGCAGGGCUUGGGCGCGUCACCAACGUCGUGCUGCCUCUCGUGGUGGCUUAUGUUUAUGCAGCCAUUUUCGCUUAG
Messenger RNA from Miscanthus lutarioriparius, 663 nucleotides. Lineage: Eukaryota; Viridiplantae; Streptophyta; Magnoliopsida; Poales; Poaceae. The record is from the annotation of a GenBank genome assembly.